Cottoperca gobio is the source of this 5952-nucleotide messenger RNA. RefSeq names its product ankyrin repeat domain 50-like (gene ankrd50l). Gene Ontology annotation, molecular function: protein binding. The transcript is spliced from 4 exons. NCBI's taxonomy places the organism in Eukaryota, Metazoa, Chordata, Actinopteri, Perciformes, Bovichtidae. Bases 517 to 4710 code for a protein of 1397 amino acids. The record is from RefSeq and is a predicted model, not a curated record.
CCAGAAAUAGAAACAACUUCACCUUUAAUGUGAUGUGUGGAGGAUCGUGGGAGUGGAUACACGUGACUAAAACCCGGUGGAGCGCUUUCGGUUUGUCGGUAAAGAGGAAGACGGAGAUGGAGAGCGAGGUUCACGAUCUCCAGGGAAGGCAUGAUGAACGAUGGUAUCCAUGGAUCCUCUUCUCCGCUUUUGGCGUCUCAAACGGUGCAACAAAAAGAUCAUGACAAAUCCGAAUGAAGAAAAUUAAGAAUUGCACCAUUAGCCGACUUUCUCUGACUGCUCUUCUUGUCAGAAUUCCAGUUCAAGACCUGCAGGGGAAGGACAGCCACUGAUAAUAAUCUCCUGAUGCAACACUGUCGGGAACUGUCGGUGUAAGAAAAUACCCAGAACCAUCACAAACCAGAGGUGUCACCAGCUGCAGCUCAACCUAGAAGUCGGAGUAAAUUACUAGGGGAGCAUGGGACGUGGUGUUCAGAGCAGUGAGUUGUCUCCUGGAAGUCAAAUCCCCAGGACAAAAUGAGUAGCAGUGGAUUUGGCAGCAGCCCCAGCUUGCUCCAGGGCCGGCGUUUCUACUGCCGGGAAUGGGCCCUGGAAAAGCUGCGGCGCUGCCUGGACACCCGCUCCGUGCCGGGGCAGCCGCCGGGGCUGCUGGUGACGGGGGUCCCCGGUGCCGGGAAGACCGCUCUGUGCACAGAGGUGGUGUGGCCCACCUCGAAGGCAGGGCUGGCAGUCGGGCUGGCACCGCGCUGCCUGGCCUCCCACUUCUGCCAGAGAGAGGACCAGAGGAGUACGAUGCUGUGGAGGUUCGUCCUGAGCCUGGUGGAGCAGCUGAGGGCCUCACCUCUCCUCCCUCCUGCCUACAAAGAGAUCCUCAACAGCCCGUCUGUAUCCUCUUCUCUGGAGCCUCUCAACUGUCAAAGAGACCCUGACGACACCUUCAAGAGAGCAGUGUUGGGACCCCUGUUAGACCUUCCUCCUCCUGCCCAGACUCUGAUGGUGUUGGUGGACUCCCUGGACGUAGGGUAUGGGGUAGGUGAAGGAGGUGAGCAGAGCGGCUCCAUUGCACAGCUCCUUGCCGCCAAUCAACACCUGCUGCCCAGCUGGCUGCUGCUGGUCUGCUCCGUCCACCGCCACAACAAGGCUUUGUGCAAGAUGUUCUCAGGUUUUCGUAGGCUCUGUCUGGAUGAUCUGCGCAAACCCCCGCCAGUCCGUGACGUGCAACAGUACAUCCUCUGCCGGCUGGAUGAAGAUGCUACACUUCGCCGUCAGCUCACCCCUGACACAGCUGACAUGCUGAAUCUGUUGCACAUCAAGAGCGGUGGCUGCUUUCUCUUCCUUGAGCGUGUGCUGGAUGGUGUGGCAGGUGCACUGGUGGGUCUCCGGGAGAUCAGGGACAUACCCGGGACUCUGAAUGGCCUCUACCUGUGGUUGUGCCAGAGACUGUUCCCCCGGGGGCUGUUUGUCUAUGUCAGGCCUCUCCUCAAUCUCCUAUUGGCUACCCAGAGGCCCCUCACACCCCAGCAGCUGCUCACAGCAGCCUGGACACAUGACACCUUGCUCACCCUCCAGGACUUCCAGAACAAGCUCCGAACCCUCGCACCUCUUCUGAUCGAUGGCCCUGGUGGCACCAAACUACUUUUUCAUGCCAGCUUUGCUGAGUGGCUCACGGAUGUUAAGUAUUGUACUCAGAAGUAUCUCUGUAGCAGAACAGAGGGUCACAGCAUGCUUGCUAUGGCAUUGACUUUGCAGGGACCUCAUCUGGACAUUGAGGACACUUGCCAGCUAGCCACACAUUUAGUUUCCUCAGGUCACCAUAAAGAUAACCCCUCAUUAUUGGCACUGUGGAUGCUGUGGGCAGAUGUGCCUCCACUUACUCCUAGCAGCAGUAGUACCCGCACCUCAUCCAUAACCCACCCUCCUGUUCUUGUCAGUCAGGAAGUCCUUCAGCUGUUAAUGAGUAGUGGGCUAGUCUCGGCAGCCUGUUUUUCAGAUGCAGACCCAAGUGUUGGAGUGCAUUGUACAGGUGAAGAGGGAAAUACUUCAAGACAGGGAUUUGGAAGGGAUGUGUCUGUAAAGAAGCUGAUAGCUAGUCGGUUGUCUGUAAACCAGCCUGGUUCUACAGAUGGACAAACAUUGCUUGCCAGUGCAGCCCGUGAGGGUUCUGCAAAUGUAGCUGAACUUCUUCUGACACACGGAUAUGAUCCACUGGUCAGUGAUCAACAGGGUCAAACACCACUGACUUUGGCUUCCAGGCAGGGUCAUGUCAAAGUGUUGUCUGUGCUCCUGGAAUGGACCAAGAGGCAGGAGCCAGAAACUGCAGUGCGGAUGAUGGAGCAUGUCGACAACGAAGGCUGGACUGCACUGCGCUCUGCAGCUUGGGGAGGACACAGUGAGGCUGUCCGGCUUCUUCUGGAUGCAGGGGCAGACGUGGAUGGAUGUGAUACUGAAGGCCGAACUGCUUUAAGAGCUGCUGCGUGGGGGGGGCAUGAGGAAAUUGUCCUGACUCUGCUAGACUAUGGGGCACAGGUUGACAAAGCUGACAGCAAGGGCCGCACGCCGCUUAUUGCUGCUGCCUUUAUGGGACAUCAGGAAGCUGUGGAGAUUUUGUUGGACCACAAUGCAGAAGUUAACCUAGCUGAUGGAGAUGGGCGCACUGCCCUGUCCGUCGCUGCCCUCUGUGUCCCUAAAGCAGCAGGAGUCAAAGGUUAUGUUGAGGUAGCAAGUCAGUUACUGGAGCAUGGGGCAGAUCCAGGACACAGAGACCAUGAUGGAAUGACACCAUUGCUUCUUGCAGCCUAUGAGGGCCAUGACGACGUUGUUGAGCUUCUGUUAGAAGCUGGUGCUGAUGUAGAUGAGACUGCUGGCCCUAAUGGCAAUGUCCCUGCUGCAGCUGCUGUUACUCCCCUGCUGGCGGCUGCAGCGAUGGGCCACAUGAAGACAGUGUCACGGCUGCUUUUCUGGGGAGCAGCUGUGGACGCUAUUGAUUGUGAAGGCAGAACGGCACUCUGUCUGUCAGCAGCAAGAGGCAGCGUUGAGGUUGUCCGUGCUCUGCUGGACCGAGGCCUGGACGAGAACCACAAAGAUGACCUCGGCUGGACUCCACUGCACGCUGCUGCCUGUGAAGGACAUCGGGGGGUGUGCGCUGCUUUGACAGAGCGAGGCAGCAUGGCACGCGUUGGAGAGAUGGAUAUUGAAGGACGCACCCCUCUUAUACUAGCUGCCCAGGAAGGUCACUGGAGUACUGUAAGGCUGUUGUUGGACAGACGUUCUCCCAUUGACCACAGGGCGUACGAUGGACAUUCUGCCUUAAGUGCCGCCCUCCUGGAGGGCCAUGCUGAGGUAGCGGAACUGCUUAUGAGGCGAGGGACUGAUACUGAUGUCCGGGACGCAGAGGGAAGGCCUCUUCUCUACCUCGUGGUGUUGGAGGGUCGCCUUGAAAAGGCUACUCUCCUCAUAGAGAAAGGGGGGGUGCCCCUCGAGUCCAGAGACUCCGAGGGUCGUACAGCGCUUCAUGUGGCUUCCUGGCAGGGGUGUGUGGAGAUGGUAGAGCUACUGUUAAAGCAUGGGGCAAACCCCAAUGCACAGGAUACAGAGGGGAGACCACCAAUGCAUUCGGUGGCUUGGACAGGACAUGCUGAAGUAGGACGUCGUCUCCUUGAAACCAGUGGUGUUAAUAUAGACCUCGCUUGUCACCAGAGGGCAACAGCUCUGAGCAUUGCCGCGCAGGAGGGACAUGCAAACAUUGUUGCAAUGCUUCUGGAAAGAGGUGCAAAUCCUAAUCACAUGGAUAAAUAUGGCCGCAGUCCAGUCAAAGUGGCUGGGAAACACAGGCACUUUAACAUUGUCAGGCUCUUGGAGAACUACGGAGCCAAGCCGUUUGUAGGCCUGUUGUCUAACUCGAGCACUGUCUCCCCUGCAAAAUCUAACAAGAUCCUCUCUUCAGGCAUCUUUGAGAGUAAUGGAGGGGAAGUUGUUACAGCUGUUACCUCCUCCUCUUCAGUAUCUUCUCCCGGUUCCACUGCAGAGCGAUUCCACUCCAUGCACAGCUCCCAAACCUCAUCUACCUGCCACUCCCAGGCCACAGUGCAGACAGUGCCAGCUGACAGCCUCAGCUUUAUUCAGCAGAUACAACAGCACUCACUGCCCCGCAGUCGUAGUCGUCCCUCCACCCUGCCCCCACCAGGGAACUCAGGCAUGGGCAGCCUCCAUGGAAGCAGCCAGAGGCAACCCAAGGGCAGCCCCCCUGACACUGUUUGCACAGUCGCUGCCAUGGUGCACAACCGUGAACUGCCUCAGAAAGGUUUGUCAUCUGGACUUGAAUAUCACGACAAAAUGAACAAACAAAACUCAAACCUAAUAAAAGCUGACAGGACUUCUUACGCUGGUGGUAAAUGGCACUCAGUCAUGGCUUCCCUUGGGAUAAUGCCAGGGCAAGACAGCCCUAAAAACAGAGAGAGUCCUCCUCUGGGGUACCCAUAUAGGUUACAGAGCCCACUUCAAGUGAAAGCUUGGGAUUCGUUAUCUCAGAAGAACAUUUUGUCACCUGCUUGCUACAGUUUUACCCCUGUCCCACCUUGUAGUGCCUUGCCAGAGGAUGUUAUGGUCGAUAUGACAACCACAGACCCUCAGCUUAAUCUGAAACAGGCCAUCAAACUGCAGUUUGAGGGUCCCACCAGUGCAGCCUUAUACAAGAGAGAGACACCCCUGUGACUGGUGCUCCACGACGGGAACAAAGUCAGCUAUUGCUACACUUUCUUCACAAACCACUUAUGUAUGUUAUGAGUAUGUUAAUUAGUGUGUAAACAAUUAGGUCAUCAACAGUAAGGUUUAAAGGAAGUCAUUUAUCAAGCAAAUUGCCAAAUACUUUGGUUCAAGCAUCUCUAAUGUGAGGAUUUGCUGAUUUUCUUUAUGUUAUGUAAUUUUAAAUUAUUUAUUUUUUAGUCCAUUUGUUAUUUUGACGAAAUAAUUGACAGAUCAAUUGUGAAUGGAAAUAAUCCUUGGUUGCAGCCCCAGUGUGGGUAUUUACAGGUUAUUUUGUGGUACCAAAACUAAAAUAGUCGCCUCUGGUGGCAUACAUUUAGAGCAUUCACAGACUUUCAAAUGUUAAUGACAUCUUUGUUUUAGGUGGAGUUGAACAUUUUUGCAGUUCACAGAUAAAGCUGUUUCCUCUGUAUACAAUGACUUUCUGGGUUCGGAAGAGAGAGGGAGUGAUCUCUCUCUCUCUCUCUCUCUCUCUCUCUCUCUCUCUCUCUCUCUCUCUCUCUCUCUCUCUCUCUCUCCACCCCUCUUCAGAAAACCAGAGGAAGAACAAACUGAAUGACAUCAAAGCUUACAUUCCUGCCUUUCCGGUGACUGUUGUGUAUGCUAAACGGGCCUCUCACAGACAAGAACAUGCUUAUCCAUUUAAAGUGUAAAGCAUAACUAUAUCUUUUUUCAACAUCGACUUUAUUUAACUCUCCAUAUUUUGGAACACUACUGUCUAGGUUGGGUUAUGUUUUAAAUUAUUUUUUGCUAGUAAAAUCCCUUUUUUUAAGCAGUAAACAACCUUGUUUAAGAGCUUUAAGCUUGCGGCCUUGAUCUUUAUUGAAGCCUUUGAUAUUUACUAUAAACUGGCCGUCAACCCCCCAGGUCCAAUAGAUCCAUUGCUGAGAACCAAAAACAGUUUUCAGAAGAGCAAGCCUACCAAAGCCUAACCCAAUGUGAGGUUUAUGAUACAAACUAUAAAAGAAAGCCAAGUGUACGGAACCAACAGCUCGCUCGCAGUGCGUGACUGUGAGGCAGCAGGAAGGAAAGUGAAAAUUGGACCAUAAAAACUGAGGGAGGAUGUGGGAGGAUUGUUAAUUCCAAACUUGUUUGUGGCCUGAAUAAGUUUCUAGUUCUUAAUCAUUUUUGUUGGAUUCAUAUUUAAUUACAUUCAUUCAUUAAAGUGGCAUGUGGUGCCAUACAAUUGUC